Messenger RNA from Schistosoma intercalatum, 2394 nucleotides. Lineage: Eukaryota; Metazoa; Platyhelminthes; Trematoda; Strigeidida; Schistosomatidae. The record is from the annotation of a GenBank genome assembly.
GUAAUAAUAAAACCUGAAUUUUAACGUAACUAAUAAAUUGGGCGUAUAGAAGUUUAAUUCUUAUCAUAAAUAUUGACAUUUGAUACAAACAUUUUGUAAAAAAGAAAAAAGAAAACAUGCUCUAGGCAAUUAUCUAGACAAUUAUGAAUUUCAUCUUAUAUUUAUUGUGGGAAUUAAUUUAUUAAAACAAUCCGUUGAAUUAGUUGUACAAUUUUCAAUUCAAUAAUUCUAUAAAUUAUAAAUCCAAUAUGAAAACAAUUACAUUUUUAAUAAAUUUGUGGAUUAUAAUUUUUUCUAUCAUUCUCUCUUGUUAUUAUGUGAAUAGUACAGUUUAUUCUUAUCCUUUACAUAUAUUUGGAAGAAUUGGUUUAACAAGUGCAUCGAAACAACCAUUUCUUAGUUCAUGGAAUUCAAAAUAUAUUAAAAAUCAUGAUAAUUAUCCAAAAAGAAAUUAUUUACAUAAUGAUUUAUUAUUUAAUGAUCAUGAUUCAUCGUCAUCAUCAUCAUCUGUAUCAUCAUCAACAGCCUUAUCAUCGCCAACAUCAUCACUUUCUUCAUCAUUACUCUUAGAUGAAAACUUUUUCGAUAUACAUAAUACUCAUUCAUCAAAUAUAGAUCGAUUAGAUCCAACAAGUUAUUAUGCAGAUUGGCAUCGUUUAUUAAAUGGUUAUGGUAGUCAAAGAUGUUAUAAAAUUCCUAAAAAUAUGUCACUAUGUCAAAAUAUUGGUUAUGAUAGUAUGAUAUUACCAAAUUAUUUACAACAUGAAGAUCUUAAAGAAGCUGUUGAACAAUCACAAGUAUGGACAAGUUUAGUACAAACUGAAUGUCAUUCUGAUUUGAGAAAAUUUUUAUGUGCUUUAUAUGCACCAGUGUGUGUUGAUGGACAUCAAGAACGUCUUAUACAUCCAUGUCAAAAUUUAUGUGAAGAUGUACGAAGAAGUUGUUUACCAAAAAUGUUACAAUUUGGGUUUGGAUGGCCAGAUAUUGUUAAAUGUUCUAGAUUUCCUACUAGUGCAACUAGAAUGUGUAUACCAUUAACUCAACAAAGAAGACUUCGAUGUUCUGGUUGCGUAGAGGAACCAACGUUUGAAAGUGCAAUCAGUAGUUUCUGUAUGGCUGAUGUUGUGAUACGUGCACAAAUUGUUUAUAUUAAUAAAGAAACUGCAAUCAAUAAUAGGUCUAUACAAUUGUACUUAGACACACAAGCUAGAACACUUAAACUUCCAAAAGAACAUAUUAAUUUUGGUCAUCUAAAAAUCACUGUAGAUUGUGAAUGCAAUCUUUUGGAUGAAUUAACAGAUUCAAUGAAUAACAGAAUAACAAAAUGGUUGAUAAUGGGUAAAAUAUCACCAAGUCGAGGAGUUCUACAUGUUGAGUAUUUAUCCCGAAUCAACCGUUCCAAUUUGGGCCUUAAACGUGCUCUUAAAGCAAUGAGACGUCCACCUUCACAGCUAUGCAAACUACCGAUUUCAGACAGGCCAUCGUCAACUAAUUCGAACACUAAUCAAAUAAAUACACUUCAUCAAACUAAAUCUACACCAGCUAAACGGUCAAAUACAAUAAGCACACAAAGACGUGUCAGUCAACCAUAUAAGUAUUUACAUUCAUCUUCAUUUUCGUCACUAAAUAGCUCGAACAUCGAUCGAAUAAAUCGUAAAGUUCCGUCUUCAAUGCCAUUUCAUCAAAAUUCGCGCAAGAAACACGCAACACGUCGUCUUUUAGUACGUCGUAGUCAAGGUACAUUGAAUAAACACACAGAAAGUAAAUAUCUGGAAAAUAUUAAUCAGAGAAAUAAAGAUUCAUAUCCAGUUAGAUCACAUUCAACUGAAUACUCAAAGAAUUCAGUUCAUUUUCAACCAUAUAUACAAUUAUCCAAAUCAAGUGAAAAACUACCAAUUGAAAGUGAAAAUGAUUUAUUCUCACCUCAAACAUUAUCACCAUGGUUAAAUUAAUUCUGCAUCAAUCACUCUACACAUAUACUCACAUAAUCAUAUAUACACAUUAUUAUGAUGACUAUUAUUACAUUAUCUGUUACAUUCUAUACAAAGUGAAAUCUUUUGUUAACAUGGAAUUAAAUCAUGCCAAAAAGAAAAAGAAAGUAAUUGUGAUUACAUUAUUUAUUUCCUCUAUACAUUGAAAAAAAUUAUAUGUAGACAAAAAGUCACAUAAAUUUUGUUUUUCUUUUCAAUGCUUUCAUUUUCCUCUAUUCACCAUCAUAAACUAAUCGUUCAUAAACUCUAUUAUCAUUAUUACACAUUAUCAUUUCAAUUCAAUUUUUGGUAUAUAUUCAUAAGUUAACUCAUAAACUAAUCCAUAAACAUAAACAUAUGAAAACCUGAUUUGGUUGGUUAAUAAAAGAAAAAAAAAGAUGUCUAUGGAAAUAUAUAUAUAUAU